This is a messenger RNA of Cooperia oncophora, 825 nucleotides long. NCBI's taxonomy places the organism in Eukaryota, Metazoa, Nematoda, Chromadorea, Rhabditida, Trichostrongylidae. The record is from the annotation of a GenBank genome assembly.
AUGAUUCCUUUCUAUCUCGACAGGACGGGAGGACCGGGUUCACAAUCUGAAGCUGCUAAUACUGGAGGAGUCAAAGGAUCAGUAGCCCAAUGUGGCCAUUUCCAGAGAGAAACAGUACAUGGAGAAGUAGCUCGAAGUCGUUCCAAACGUGGCUCAUUGUUAUGUCGUGCUGCUGUGGAACGGACGGUUAUGGGCACACGAAUCCCUUCCGCGUACAUAUUUCAUGGUCCCAAUAUAAACGUGCACGAUCUUCCCAAACGAUAUCCUCAUCAGCUGAUGGUGUUCAUGUUGCUCGAAGCGCCACCGUACGCUGGAGGGGCUUGGAAAAAGGUAAAAACUGGAAUGGCUUUCAAGGAAUCAGCAGCUGAACGGAGGCCUGUAGAGCGCUACAGUAACACAAAAUUGAUCCAGAUGCCGGUCGAUUAUUUCAAUGCGACGAUGACAUACAGUAGCGACUCCAAUUACCGUUUACCUUAUGGCAGAUUCGUAAGGCGCUCGGCCAUGGACGAGGAGAAGAGUUAUUUUACAGAAAGCCAGGCAUGGGAACUGGAACCUCCCUCUGAGGACCACGAACGUAGGACUUAUCUAAGGACAGAGAGGAUGAGGAUUCGGAAAAUCAAAGCAAUCCUCGAAUCAGAAACAAGCAACGUGGACACGGCUCUCGAGCGCUACAGCAGCGCUGCUGAUAGCCUCGAUGCCAGCACCCCGUCGCUGGAUGAAAUUCUCGAGAAAGUCGGCUCCAACAUUGAAAGGGCUGCCGCCACACUGGACAAAGGGCGCGUAAUACUGACAGCAGUGGCUCGCCUUUCAGGAGAAGCUUGGUAA